GCCACUGACAUGCCUCUCGGAAAAGCACACGGAACCUCGCUGAAAUUUGUACGUGAACUUGCUCUCGUAUAUCGAUAAGAGUACAAAAUCGGAGCUAUAGCAAAGAAGAUUAAAACCCACCUUUUAUGUAAUGGAUUAAUUUUUUUUUUGUCGAUUGAUCGACAAAACUUUAUCGGUACUUCCAGAGGCUUUUGGCUUUGUCUGGCUAACGUAACGAGGUCAGGGGUACAUUCUCAAGGCUACUGCUGCAGGCCAUAUACUGAUGGAAACACACUGCCGGAGGCACCACAGGGGUGCUUUUGAGAAUGUCCUAAAGACAAGUUUUUAAAAAACACAAUCACCCAGAGAACUAUUGAGGACUAGAACGUUCAAUACGUGUUGUUUUUCUUUUUUUGGCCCGAAGUGUGUUGGCUCAGUUAAUACAUUCUCAGAAAAACAAGAAGAGUAACCAAUUGGUGGGACCUGCCCGAACAAGUUAUUCACACAGUGUUUAUUUUCUAAAGAAAUAACAGCCCUGUGGAAAAUAAGUAAUCACGAUGGCUGCGGAAGGAUAUCAGUACAGGGCACUUUACGACUACAAGAAGGAGAGAGAGGAAGACAUUAACCUCCAUGUGGGGGACAUCUUAACAGUGACCAAAGGGGCCCUGGGGGCUCUCGGGUACAGCGACGGCCUGGAGGAAAGGCCCGAGGACAUUGGCUGGCUGCCUGGCUUCAAUGAAACCACUCAGGAAAAGGGGGACUUCCCUGGGACAUAUGUGGAGUUCAUUGGGAAGAAGAGGAUCUCUCCUCCCACUCCCAAGCCGAGACCCCCCAGACCCUUACCCAUGGCCCCGGGCUCUUCCAAGGCUGACUCUGGUGAUGAACAAGGCUCAGCCCUACUGGACCUGACAGAGCAGUUUUCCCUCCCGGAGACGGCUCCCCCCAUGCUUGCCAGGCUGCUGGAGGCCAUUGAGAAGAAAGGUCUGGACAAUCCAACUCUGUACAGGACCUUCACAGCCGGUGGUGGACUAGAUGUCAGACAGUGCUUUGAAACUGAUCCUCCCUCAGCAGACCUGGACCAGAUGGACCUGCAGAUGUUGUGUGACGGUCUGAGUCGGUACCUGCAGGACCUUCCCCAGCCUGUCAUCCUACCGGCCAUUUACACUCAGCUGGUCCACACCGCCCAAGAGGUGCAGAGCCCUGAGGAGUGUGCCCAGCAGCUGCGUCACAUCGCCAGCGCACCCAGCCUUCCGGCCCAGUACUGGCUCACCUUCCACUGCCUGCUGCGCCACUGGUCCCGGGUGUGUCACAAUGCACCCAAGAACCUGCUCAGCUCCCGCAUGCUCGGUGAGAUCUUCAGCCCGGUGCUCUUCAGACAGCAGGCUGCCAGCUGUGAGCCCAGCCCAGAUGCUCACAUCAAGAUCAUCCAGACCCUUGUGACCAGCGAAUGGACAGAAGCCCAGGCUGCUCCAGCCCUACCUCCCAAGCCGCCCAAACCCACAGCCCCUGCUGUCACUAACAACGGUAUGAACAACAACAUGGCGCUGCAGGACGGCGAAUGGUACUGGGGAGACAUCUCCCGCGAGGAGGUCAACGAGAAGCUGAGGGACACGGCCGACGGUACGUUCUUGGUCCGUGAUGCCUCCACCAAGAUGCACGGCGACUACACGCUCACGUUGAGAAAAGGGGGUAACAAUAAGCUGAUCAAGAUAUUCCACCGGGAUGGGAAAUAUGGCUUUUCGGACCCCCUGACCUUCAACUCAGUGGUGGAGCUCAUCAACCACUACCGCAACGAGUCGCUGGCCCAAUACAACCCCAAGCUCGACGUCAAGCUGCAGUUCCCCGUCUCCAAACACCAGCAGGAUCAGGUGGUGAAGGAGGACAACAUCGAGGCUGUGGGGAAGAAGCUCCAUGAGUACCACCAGCAGUACCAGGAGAAAAACCGAGAGUACGACCGCCUCUACGAGGAGUACACCAGGACGUCCCAGGAAAUCCAAAUGAAGAGGACAGCGAUCGAAGCCUUCAACGAAACCAUCAAGAUCUUCGAGGAGCAGUGCCAAACGCAAGAGCGGUACAGCAAAGAGUACAUUGAAAAGUUCAGGAGGGAAGGCAAUGACAAGGAGAUCCAGAGGAUCAUGGGCAACUAUGAGAAGCUGAAGUCUCGUAUCAGUGAGAUCGUGGACAGCAAGCGGCGUCUGGAGGAGGAUCUGAAGAAGCAGGCCGCUGACUACCGAGAGAUCGACAAACGGAUGAACAGCAUCAAGCCCGACCUCAUCCAGCUCCGCAAGACCAGGGAUCAGUACCUCAUGUGGUUGACCCAGAAGGGUGUCAGGCAGAAGAAGCUCAACGAGUGGCUGGAAAUCAAGAACGAGAACACGGAAGAUCAAUACUCUAUGGUGGAUGACGAUGAGGACCUCCCACACCACGACGAGCGCUCCUGGAAGCUGGGCAACAUCAACCGUCUGCAGGCUGAGGCCCUCCUCCGGGGGAAGAGGGACGGAACAUUCCUGGUCCGAGACAGCAGCAAGGCAGGAUGCUACGCCUGCAGUGUUGUUGUGGAAGGUGAGGUGAAGCACUGUGUCAUCAACAAGACGCCCUCAGGGUUUGGCUUCGCCGAACCUUACAACCUGUACAACUCGCUCAAAGAACUGGUCCUCCACUAUCAGCACACGUCACUGGUCCAGCACAAUGACUCUCUGAAUGUUACGCUAGCGCACCCCGUCUACGCACAGCAGAAGCGGUGAGGACCCUCCUGGCCAUUCAGUUGGGCAAAAACAUGAGACUUGUUUUCCUAAAAAUGUAUAUUUAUAUAUUGUGCUCGGACUUUGGACUCAAAGAUUUUUAAAAAUAAUAAUAAUUAAAAACUAGGCCCGUGUCUUGCCUACUAACAGACGUUUGACCCACGAGAGAGGAAAGGACUAAAGAGACUAACGCAAAACGAAGCCUGAAAACAUUUCAGUGACUGUGAACUGACUGUGAACAGUGGCGAGAGCCUGAAUGUAGUUUUGUCUCUCGUGCGUAUUGUGGGAGCGCGGUGAAACUGCGUGAAACUGCUGAACUCUCUCCCCAGCGGAGGACAUUGGAGGCCUUUUCCUAAUGGUGCUUGUUCUUUUCAAAGCUUUACCAGCUGGAAUGUCAAAACGCAGAUAAAACUUGAGUGCAUCAUUUUAUUUUUAUUUUUUUUCCCUUGCGUUUUUACUUUCAAGUCUAUCCCCCUGCGGGUGUCUGUGUGUGUGUCCAUGUGACCAAAACUCACAGUAUCUGAAAGCUGUUGGGUGUCUAACACACGUGUGUGUGUGUGUGUGUGUGUGUGUGUGUGUGUGUGUGUGUGUGUGUGUGUGUGUGUGUGUGUGUGUGUGUGUGUGUGUAAGUGUUCAAUGACAGACCAUGGAUCAGCUGAUAAAUGUAGCAAAAUGGCACUUUUGACAAAAAAUCGUUUUCUUGGAAAGACUCCUACGGACUUACAGUGCAGAGACUCUAAACUGUUCUGUGGAUGAGUGAAAAUAUGAACAGACUUGAAAUGGAAAUACUUCAUUAUGUAUAUAUACAGAGGGGAACGUCAGUACACAGCAAACCUACCGCACCAUACCAAAAAAAAAGCUCAGUUACUGUUCAGUUAUGUCCUAAUCUGCUAUGCAAUUAUGUAUCUCCCUUAUUUCUACAAAGUUGUUUUUAUGCUGUUGCAAACCCAUAAUAUAAGCUUGUUUUUAAUGCUUGAGAAAGUUUAUUUCCCAUGUAAAUAUCCAAGAGGAUAUUUUGUGUCAAAAUGCCACGAUAAAAACUGCUUCAGAUUUUUAAGAAAGUAAAUAAUAGUAACAUAUACUUUAUUACAAAUGACUCUAUCAGCAAUGAAUAUAAAGAUGGAAAAGAUGAGUAUUUUAUUAGUACUUUUUUUUUUGCUUCAAACUGAUGUUCUCAGGCAGAGCCUUUUGAGUAUUUGACAGUUGCUUCAGUCACAAGAAAUAUUUCUAACAUAGCCAUGUGUUUUUAGGUCUUUGUCGAAACAACGGUAGCAUCCCGAGUGGCACUCUAUUCCUUAUAGUAUACAGGGGAUAGUGUGCCAUUUUAGAAUGAGGGGAAUAUUUGUUGAUUCCUGCAAUCAUAAUGGUGCAUGUUGUACUCACCUUUUCAACCAUCUCCAUGGAAACAACAGUAUAGAUUUAUUUUGUUAUAUAACCUUUACCCCAAGGAAAUCAGAGCAAAUCGGUGUCUUGAAAUGAUGGAAAUUGUUAUUAAAAAGAUCAAUUGGGAGACAUUUUAUCUUCCCCUAUG
This is a messenger RNA of Oncorhynchus gorbuscha (pink salmon), 4251 nucleotides long. Its product is annotated as phosphatidylinositol 3-kinase regulatory subunit alpha-like. The record is from RefSeq and is a predicted model, not a curated record. The transcript has 14 exons. The coding region runs from base 537 to 2723 and encodes 728 amino acids. Gene Ontology annotation, molecular function: 1-phosphatidylinositol-3-kinase regulator activity; protein binding. NCBI's taxonomy places the organism in Eukaryota, Metazoa, Chordata, Actinopteri, Salmoniformes, Salmonidae. Gene Ontology annotation, cellular component: phosphatidylinositol 3-kinase complex. Gene Ontology annotation, biological process: phosphatidylinositol phosphate biosynthetic process; insulin receptor signaling pathway.